CGCUUCUCAUGUUUAUUCUUAAGCCAGCCUGAAGAAGACUAAGUUUGUUCGAAACGUUGCAACCUUGGCUUGUAUUAUUUUUUUAUUAAACCGAAGUUGAUCGGUAUAUCUUGUUUCCUAGUUUAUUAUUAGCAUAGCCUCCCAGUAUUAGCAUAGCUUGUUAGCCACGUGUGACGGAGGUACCUUCUGCAACGGGCCGAAUCACACCAGGACCACAGUAAGCCAUGCCACCGCGCCCACACGACGACGGAUGGAUACUGGUGCAGUCCAGAGGAGGCAGACGGAGGGAACGGGCCUAUGAACGCGACAGGCCACAGAACAGACGUGCAGCUGCGGAUUUUUCCAGCUACCCACGCCGAGACGGACGCCGAUCCUAUGCGGACGUCACUAGAGAGGGAGCCCAUUUUCUGGAGCCGACCUUCUACGGCAGACAGCAGACAGCUGACCAGACAGCAGAAGAGGACCCACAUGCUGUGAUUGAGCUGGCUCCAUCAUCACCUCCAGUGAACCAGCCUCCCUCCACGAGACCACCGAGCUCAGCUGCAGCACGGCCACCCCCUUCACCACAAAGCAGCAGUCAUCAGAUCACCACGAUCGCCCAAAUCCACGCAGCGCCUCCACCUGCGCCAAUCUCCCGGGUUUCAGUGGAGACCAUGACAGAACCACAACAGGAGGACUGGUCACCUCUGUUUGACCUUGAGGAGGCAAGUGAAACAGAACUUUCUCCUCCCACAUCCCCGUCUCGUCUUUCUCCUGUAAUCCCUCUUCCACCACGCAUAAAUCGCUCUCAAAUAAGCUCUACGGCAGAAAGUGUCGUACGAGUUCUCGACAUGCAGAAGGCUGACUCUGAAGCCGAAGAGGAAAUCACUCUGGAGCCAGAACCAGCAGAUGAGCAGAUCACAGCGCUGAGCCAGAGAAAAGGAAGCCAACGCUCCUCCCACAGAGAAGGGAGUCCUCCUCCUCCCGUCCAAACCAGCACCAUGGAGAGCAGAGGGUACCACACACUCACCCCUGCCACUCUCUCCAAGCUGAGAUCCAGCGUGCAGUCCAGACUAGCCGUUGAGCGAGCAGAGCAGACGACAACUUCUGCAGCAGAAAUGCAGGUGUGUGCUCCAACACGACACGACAACACACCCCGCAAAUUUACAGAGUGGCACCUGCACAUACAACAGAAGAAGGUCAUCAUAGGAGACUCCAACAUCAGCCGCCUCCCACCUUUCAAAGGUGGAAAUGUACAAUUGGACAGUUUUCCUGGCGCCAGAUGGCAUCAUGCAGAAUUUCUCCUGAAGACGGCCACCUUCCAGACGGAACCAGAGGUUCUCCUGCUAUCCUUCGGCCUCAACAACAGAUCCCAGAGGGAUAAAAAAGCUCCAGUGAAAGAGAUGAUCAAAGCCCUGACGGUGGCAGGACAGAGAUUCCCAGACGCCACGAUCCUCGUCCCUCACGUCAGUUUUUCACCUCACCUUUCACCAGAUGAAAAAGCCGUCCUGAUUCAUCUGAAUCAACACAUCCAAGAACUGACAGACUACAUCCCCCCACUCAGUGGCUUCUUUGAGACCCAAACUGACAGCAUCCACUGGACGGCAGCUACCGCGAAGAGGAUGCUGGAACACUGGGCUUCGUGGUUAAACUGAAGCUCCCUUUAAGCCUCUCACAGAGGGAGGGGAAAGAUGGAGUCAUGAAUCUAUGUGAUAACUUUGUUCUUUCUCUUACACAGCUUUCCCUGCUGAGCAGAGGUCUUACUUUCAUCCCUUCCAAAUGUAACAGUAAGAAUUUGACCUUUCAAUCCAGACAUGACUUACAGGAGUACCAUCGCAGAAUUAAGUUAACUGUUCACUAUAAGGACAAAAGCAGCAUCCAACCUCAGCCAUUCACACUGAAAUCUGACUGGACACCCCCAUCUGCUACUCUCCCACCACAAAUUAACCGUUUAAUAGACCAGGAUAUUUCAUACUUUGAGAAUGAUUUUAAAAUCAUUCAUAACACUCCAAAUUUGAGUGGUGAGGAAACCAAAGCUCUAAAAGAAUUAGCCCAAAAUAAUGAUAUAGUUAUUAAACCAGCCGAUAAGGGCAGUCUAACAGUAAUUAUGGAUAAAAAAGAUUAUUUAUAUGAAGGUUACAGACAGUUAAAUGAUGUAACUUAUUAUCAUAAACUCAAUAAACCCAUUUAUUUAGAUACAAUCCCUCUAGUAGAUACAAUUAUUAAUAAUUUACUGAAAAAGAAAUUUAUAAAUAAAAAACAAAAAACUUACCUGCAGGGCAACUCGCAACCGAGGCCCAGACGUUUGUUACCCAAAAUCCAUAAAGAUCCCCAAAAAUGGACCGUUCCAUCUAAAAUUCCUCCUGGCAGACCCAUUGUUUCAGACUGUGAAAGUGAAACCUAUUAUACAGCAGAAUAUUUGGAUUUUUUUCUGAAUCCGUUAUCUAAUAAACAUGACAGUUACCUUAAAGAUACAUAUCAUUUUAUUGAAAAAAUUAAACAACUAGUAAUCCCAGCAGACUCCUUUCUGUUUACUAUGGAUAUUGAUAGCUUAUAUACCAAUAUUGAUCAUAAAGAGGGCAUUGACAGUAUUAAAAGAAUUUUUCAAAAAUACCCGGACAAAAAACGACCAGAUAAAGAAUUACUCCAAUUAUUAGAGAUUAAUUUAAACAGAAA
This is a messenger RNA of Oryzias latipes (Japanese medaka), 2655 nucleotides long. Lineage: Eukaryota; Metazoa; Chordata; Actinopteri; Beloniformes; Adrianichthyidae. The record is from RefSeq and is a predicted model, not a curated record.